AUGGGUUUGAUCAGUAACAGUAGUGUCGGUUUACAAGACUUGGCCUCCAAACACAGUCCGGCCGAUCUACCUCGUCAGCGGUGGGCCUCUGACCAAAGUCCGGCCAAUCUACCUCGUCAGCGGUGGGCCUCUGCCCAAAGUUUGGCCAAUCUACCUCGUCAGCGGUGGGCCUCCAAACACAGUCCGGCCGAUCUACCUCGUCAGCGGUGGGCCUCUGACCAAAGUCCGGCCAAUCUACCUUGUCAGCGGUGGGCCUCUGACCAAAGUCCGGCCAAUCUACCUCGUCAGCGGUGGGCCUCCAAACACAGUCCGGCCGAGCUACCUCGUCAGCGGUGGGCCUCCGACCUCAGUCCGGACGCUCCACCCGGUCAGCGGUGUGCCUCCGACCACAGUCCGGCCGAUCUAGCUAGUCAGCUGUGGGCCUCCGAACACAGUCCGGCCGCUUUGCCUGAUCAGCUGUGGGCCUCCGAACACAGUCCGGCCUCUAUUACUGGUCAGCGUCGGACCUCCGACCACAGUUCGGCUGCUCUACCUGGUCAGCGUCGGGCCUCUGACCACAGUCCGGCCGCUCUACCUAGUCAGCUGUUGGCCUCCGAACACAGUCGGGCCGCUCUACCUGGUCAGCGGUGGGUCUCCGACCAUAUUCCGGCCGCUCUACCUGGUCAGCGGUGGACAUCAGACCACAGUGCGGCCGCUCUACUUGGACAGCGGUGGGCCUCCGUCUUCAGUCUGUCCGCACUACCUGGUCAGCGGUGGACCUCAGACCACAGUGCGGCCGCUCUACUUGGACAGCGGUGGGCCUCCGUCUUCAGUCUGUCCGCACUACCUGGUCAGCGGUGGACCUCAGACCACAGUGCGGCCGCUCUACUUGGACAGCGGUGGGUCUCCGACUUCAGUCUGUCCGCUCUACCUGGUCAGCGAGCUCAUAAGUUUUCCACUAACCCGAGUACAGUUCACAAGUCUUCCACUAACCCGAGUACAGCUAACAAGACUUUCACUAACCCUAGUACAGCUAACAAGACUUUCACUAACCCGAGUACAGCUCACAAGUCUUCCACUAACCCUAGUACAGCUCACAAGUCUUCCACUAACCCGAGUACAGUUCACAAGUCUUCCACUAACCCGAGUUCAGCUAACAAGACUUUCACUAACCCAAGAACAGCUAACAAGACUCUCACUAACACUAGUACAGCUCAGAAGUCUUCCACUAACCCUAGUACAGCUCACAAGUCUUCCACUCACACUAGUACAGCUUACAAGUCUUCCACUAAGCCUAGUACAGCUAACAAGUCUUCGAUUAACCCUAGUACAGUUCACAAGACUUUCCCUAACCCUAGUACAGCUAACAAGACUUUCACUAACCCAAGUACAGCUCACAAGUCUUCCACUAACCUUAGUACAGCUCACAAGUCUUCCACUAACCCGAGUACAGUUCACAAGUCUUCCACUAACCCGAGUACAGCUAACAAGACUUUCACUAACCCAAGAACAGCUAACAAGACUCUCACUAACACUAGUACAGCUCACAAGUCUUCCACUAACCCUAGUACAGCUCACAAGUCUUCCACUCACACUAGUACAGCUAACAAGUCUUCCACUAAGCCUAGUACAGCUAACAAGUCUUCGAUUAACCCUAGUACAGUUCACAAGACUUCCACUAACCCUAGUACAGGUCACAAUUCUUCCACUAACCCGAGUACAGUUCACAAGUCUUCCACUAACCCGAGUACAGCUAACAAGACUUUCACUAGCCCGAGAACAGCUUACAAGACUCUCACUCACACUAGUACAGCUAACAAGUCUUCCACUAAGUCUAAUCCAAUGGAUGUCAUUGUGGGAUACAGGCAAGUUGGAUUAUUCCAUUCAGACAUCAGUUUCGGGAAAAAACUGGCAUUAUAUAACUGA
Messenger RNA from Mizuhopecten yessoensis (Yesso scallop), 1905 nucleotides. RefSeq names its product mucin-12-like. The transcript is spliced from 4 exons. The coding region runs from base 1 to 1905 and encodes 634 amino acids. Lineage: Eukaryota; Metazoa; Mollusca; Bivalvia; Pectinida; Pectinidae. The record is from RefSeq and is a predicted model, not a curated record.